Messenger RNA from Bacillus rossius redtenbacheri, 458 nucleotides. RefSeq lists its product as uncharacterized. The record is from RefSeq and is a predicted model, not a curated record. The coding region runs from base 61 to 414 and encodes 117 amino acids. Lineage: Eukaryota; Metazoa; Arthropoda; Insecta; Phasmatodea; Bacillidae. The transcript has 3 exons.
AGUUGGAGAGGACGACUGACAAGUGCAGCGCGGCUGCUGCCCGCAGACCCUGAGGACGCCAUGCUGAGACUCGCGCUGCUGUGCCUGGCCGUGGCAGCCGUGAGGUGCGCGGAGCCGCCCUCGCCAGCAGCCAUCAUCGGGGACCCGGCGCGCUACUCCGCGCUGCUGGGCUGUCUGGGCGGCCAGCAGGAGCACUGCGAGCCCUGGGUGCAGGACGUCAGAGCGCACAUCCCGGACGCCCUGAAGACGGGCUGCGCCGCCUGCCCCGCGCCGCACAAGGACUUCAUCAGGACUCUGACCCUGCACGUGAAGAGGACAGACCCCGAGCAGUACCAGGCGCUGCUCCUGCGCCUGGACAAGGACAAGGACUCCGACAGCGGGCCGUUCGCCAAGUUCCUGGAGUCCAGCGCCUAGCUCCGGCCUCGCCUGUAGUCGCCCAAUAAACACUGCGCAGAGGG